Copidosoma floridanum is the source of this 668-nucleotide messenger RNA. RefSeq lists its product as uncharacterized. Gene Ontology annotation, molecular function: protein tyrosine phosphatase activity. Gene Ontology annotation, biological process: signal transduction; protein dephosphorylation. Gene Ontology annotation, cellular component: cytosol. The record is from RefSeq and is a predicted model, not a curated record. Lineage: Eukaryota; Metazoa; Arthropoda; Insecta; Hymenoptera; Encyrtidae.
AUGAUCCGCUCCCGCAUGUGGCGAAAAAAGUGUCUGGACAAGCAUUACCUAUGCAUCCUGGCCGCCGACACGCCCGACCAGAAUCUCUCCCAGUACUUUUCCAUGUGCAACGACUUCAUACACUCGGCCCGACUGCGCGGCGGCAACGUCCUCAUCCACUGUUUGGCCGGAAUGUCGCGGAGCGUGACCGUGGCGGUGGCGUACAUAAUGAGCACGACGAGUCUCUCGUGGAAGGACGCCCUGAAGGUCGUGAGGGUCGGCAGGGCGGUGGCCAACCCGAACGUCGGCUUCCAACAGCAGCUCGAGGAUUUCGAGUCGACUCGGCUCCAGGAGGAGAGGCAGCGUCUUCGCGAGCGCUUUCCCAGCCUGGCUCUGUCGUCCCAGGACGCGGAGGCGUGUCGCCAGACCCUGGUGAGCUACGAGGGCUUGGCUUUGGCGCGCGAGCUCUGCGAGGGCAACUGCCCGAUGGGCCGCAACUGCCCCACCGGGAUCUGCCGGCAACCCUCGAAGCGCAACCCGCGCCGUAAAUCCUCGACGAGCAGCGCAACGUCGGUGCCCAACGCGGGCCGUACCCCUCCGCAGACACCCAGGAUGCUCCCGUCCGCGCCACCGUCACCGGGACUCGCGCGCACGGGUAGCGCCUUGGCUCGACCCAGGGACAAUUGGAC